This is a messenger RNA of Beta vulgaris subsp. vulgaris (sugar beet), 4385 nucleotides long. RefSeq lists its product as hypothetical. NCBI's taxonomy places the organism in Eukaryota, Viridiplantae, Streptophyta, Magnoliopsida, Caryophyllales, Amaranthaceae. The transcript has 6 exons. Bases 375 to 4238 code for a protein of 1287 amino acids. The record is from RefSeq and is a predicted model, not a curated record.
UGUAUGAGUAUGACAUUGCGCCACAAAAAACUAAAGCCCCACAAACUGCUCCACAACCAAACACACAUUGAAUAGGCUAGAACUUAGCUAUUGCUUAUUGCUUAGAGGAGAGAGAAAAUAGAACAGGAGAUAAAUUUCAAAGUAAAGAUGAUGAAGUUGGGUGUUGUAGUUGAGUUGUUGGAACAAUACAAGGCUGUUCUUACAAGAAUGAGGCUUGAGUUGGUUGCUACAAGGAGAUUGUUACCUUCAUCAUCAUCUUCAUCUUCAUCUUCAUCUUCGUCUUCUACUAGUGUUUGGUCUCCUAUUUCUGAAGCUGAAGGAAUAUAUGCUGGAAGACUAAGAAAAAGUGUGGGAUUUUGAAGGAUUAAUAAGAAAUGAUGACUUCUUCUGGGUCAGGAUCAUAUAGGGUUGGAGGGUCAUUAUCAUCAUCCAAUUUAUCACCUUUAGCUCCACCCUUUAAGGUUGAAAAAUCCCUUCCGAAGCCGAAUUCGACGAACCCAUCAAUGAAUUUUUCUGAUGUGCCUGUGUAUGGUGCUUGUUUUGACCCCACCCCUGGCCACUUUUGGAACUCUUCCUCUUCAUCUACUUCUAAACCCAACUGCGCAGCAACUGAGUCAGUAGUUACUCUUACCAAUUGCAAACCUUCCCCUAGUAUGUAUGGGUACGGGGAUUCCCAAUCAAACACUUCGCCUCCUAGCGUUUACUAUGGUAGCACUAAGGUUGGGUCUGGAUAUGAUCCUUUUUCGUAUGAUCCAUUCCCAAGCAGGAUGGCCUCGAAUACUGAUGAGGCAGGAAAAGCUUAUUAUCCUCCAUAUGUUUCCCCUCCACCCCAGAAAGAUGGAUACUCGGGAUUGGGGGCUGGUAAUGGGUCAGGUUAUGACUUGCUGUCAUACUCUGGGUCUGCCCAUUUGAGUGGACCUGGAUCUGCUCAAGUUGAUCACCCGCAGCAUAUGUCUAGUGACAGUGGUUAUAAAUCGAAGUGGGGUUUUGUUUGGAGUGGGUUGAAUGAUAGAGAACAUGGCAAUUGGAUGGACUACGGUCAGGGGUUUGUUUCCAAGGACUUGAACACCUCAAAUUUAUCUAACAACAGGAGUUCUCUUUUUGUUGAUGGGAGCAGUCAGAGUCGACCUUUUGUUGACAUCAAUACUUAUCCUUUUGUUGAUGGGACCAACAAAAAUCAUCUUUUUGGUGAUGUAAGCAACAAGAGUCAUCUAAAACAAGGGGCUUGUGUAACUCAGGACUUAGAUUUACAUGGGCAAUUUUCCAGUGCUAAAGACAGCUGCUUUGAUAUUUUUGGUGGAGCAUAUAGCCUGGGCAGCCUUGGCGUAGAACAGCAAGAUUGCAAGCCGUCUUCUGAAUGCUCAAGAACGCGAACUUCUGCAUCUGUAUUUGUCUCCAAAGAAAUCCCUCAUCUUCAGGAACCAGUCCUAGAAUCAGUUACAAGUUUCUGUGGCUCUCAAAAGGCAAAUGGUUCUUUACCUGAGGACCACUUCAGCCAAGCAGGUUUUUAUAGGUUUAAUUGUGCAUCAACCACCAGUACAUUCCCCGUGACAAUUACCAAAUUACCUUAUGGUGGGAGCAGCUCUUUAGUGGAAAGUACACCAUCAGCUGUUAAGCUGAACUCUGUGGGCAUUGAUGUAGCAAACCAAUGUAACACUGCUGCAGGGUACACCUCUUCUAAUGAAAUGGAGCCUCAGAUGCCUCUUGGUUUGAAACGUCCGUCCAGCAUUAGAAUCCGAAGACCUGCCCCAUCCUCCACGGCAGCAUCCUCUUGCCAAAUCGGAGAAACUGCAAAUUGUAGGUUUGAUGAGAAGGAUGCCUUUGAGAAAACGAACAUUCCACCUGAACUACCAUAUCACUUAAGCUCACAUGGUGUAAACAUGGAAGCUAGUCACGCUGAAGCUGUAUAUACCGUUGAUAAAUAUUCUGGGGGAUCUGAUGUCCAUAACCCUGCUGAGGAUUCACCAUGCUGGAAAGGAGCAUCAUCUAACAACUUUUCUCCUUUCGAAUGUUCAGAAAGUGUGGUGUCUGAUGUUCUUGUAAAAGAGAUAGAUAGAUGCAGAAGUUUGAGUUCUCAGGAUCUUCAGAAUAAGAGCCUUCUUUUCAAGGCUUCUGAUUCUAAAAAUUUGUCCUUUGGGAAAGUGAACGAGGCAACUUACUUGGAGAGGCUUGCAGUUUCUGAUUACACAUCAAAUGAUGACGAAUAUUGUGGUCCAGUGAAUACAUUCUGUCGCUUUGAUCUUAAUACUGCAGAUGGCCUUCAGUUUGCUGAUAAUUCUCAUGCAUUGGGGGCGGAAUGCAAUAUGAUAAACAAACCAAAAGCUUGCCUGAACUCAAAAAAUUCUCUUGCUGCAGAUUUUAUGUUUAAAGGAGAAUCUUCAUCUGCAGAAAUUACACUUGAAGCACCACCUUCUGAAAAUAUUGGCAAGGCCAGUCCUGUUGCUGCAGAGAGUCUUUCUGGUUCACCAUCAAUUAUUGGCAAUAAUCUCUCAAAUCCGCUUGCCGGAAACAAAGCUAGUUUAGAGUCAGUCAAUGAAGUCUCAGAUUCAAGGAUUAGUGCUAAUGUGCUGCUGAGAACAAUGAUGAAUCUAUCGGAAAUAUUUCGAUGCUACUGCUUCAGUAAUAGAACUGAAGUUGCAGAGAAACAAUCAGUAGCCAUCAAGCAGAUCAUUAACAAUCUUAAUGCAUCCAUGGUAAUGAUGACGGAACAGACAAUUCCGACUUCGGUGCUUUCAACACCAGACAAUCUUCUGUGGAAAGAUUUUCCUGCUGUUCAGAUGGUGAAUGAUGCUGAAGCGCUUGCUACUUCUGUGAAGCUUGGCAGGACAACAGAGGACUCUUUCGAUUAUGUUUCUUUUGAGGAUGAUAGAAACCCUUGUGGGGAUGCUAAUAUGACGGAGGCUGUAAAGAAGCUUCUUUCUGAGAAUCUUCAAGAAGAGGAAAUGGACCAGCAGAGACAUUUGUACAAAAACCUAUGGCUUGAAGCAGAAGCUUCACUAUGUCUGAUGACUGCUAAAGCUCGGUUUCUUCGUAUGGAGUCUGAGAUGAAGAGGACAUAUGAUGGGACAAAAGGGGAUAACCCAACCAGCUCCAAUGUUUCUGUGCAUUUACAUGGAACUGUUGAAUCAGCAACUGAGGAUAAAGAUUGUUCAUCACUGGGCAAAUAUCUAAAGCCUACUACAACUGGCCAGCAUAAUCAUAUUGAACUAUUUUGUGUUCCAAAUUCACAGGUGGAAAGCUCAUACAUUUCGGAUUCUGAAAAGGCAAGAUUAACCAAAAAGGAAACCUGUUUCCCGUCUUUCUUUGCCUCUAGCCCAAGUGCCUUUGGCAAUGACUUUAAAUUAGCAACUGAGAAUAUAGGUUCACAUAGAGUAGUUGAAUUAGCAACUGAGGAUAAAGAGUCAUCAUCUCUGGGUGAAUGUCCAAAUCCUGCUACAGCCAGUCAGCAUGACAAUAUCGAGGUAUCCCAUCUUCCAAAUUCGCAUACAAUGAGCUUCCCUUUGCCAGAAGCUGAAAGGUCUAAACCAACCAAUGAUGUUGAGACCUGUGUUAUGGCCAGGUAUCAAAUCCUUAAGAAUCGCGUAGGUUGCUCUGACACACUACAAUUUGCUGGUGAACACAAAUGUCCUGCGAGUUUGUAUGAUUCUGGUAAUGAGUCCCAUGCUUCAAGCACUAUGACCAAAUUAAAUGAUCUUGAGAGUGGGUCCGUUUUUGGUGGAUACCAAAUGCUGAAGUGUCGAGAUGACAGCUUCAGACACCUGAAUUCAGAAGACCAACAGUUACCAGGAGAUGAAAAUUAUCUGCCAGAUAAUGGUUCCUCAAUCCCAGGUAAAGCUUUCCAGGAUUCACAGAUGUCUAAUUCUUUAGGUGUUACUGAUGAACGGGAGGCUUCUGUCAUGUCUAGGUUCCGAAUCAUACAAAGUCGUAUGGAUCAGUCAAACACACUGAUCAAUGAUUCAGUACUAGGACAAGCAAGUGUCGUGGUGGUUGAGGACAAUGAUAUAAAACUGGGCGGUUCCCAGCAGAAACCGUACAUCAAGAAAACCACAUUUGGGCCAUAUCCAGAAUUGAUCGAGGAUGAAGAUGUGCAUAUCUUUGAUGUUGGGGUGAAUAAGCAAGCAUUUGCUCCAAUUGUUAAGAGCAGUGUGAUAUUUGAAGGCUGGUACGACAAUAAUGACUGCUCUUCAUCAGCAGACUGGGAACAUAUCUCUAGUCGCGAUGUUUUAAAUCAGAAUUGAUGCCUUCUGUAUAUGAGAAGAUGUCAUCCCUUGCGCAUUCUAAACCCGCUUGUACAUAAUAUAUUACCUCCUAAACCUUUUUUUUUCAGUGCAAGUUUGUAAUAAGCAAUGACACCUUUUGAAUUAUGAAGCUUUCUAUUGAGUGGA